CUUGACUGCCCGAGUCGCCAUGAACGAGCCUGAGCGCUACGAGCUGUUUGUGCUCCCCGAGGGCGUGGAAAAGUUGUCGCUGGAGAAGGACACCAAGGUGCCGAAUGCGGCGACGUUCACUAUCCAAUGUGAGGACCACACGCUGGGCAACUUGCUCCGGAUGAAUCUGCUCGAGAACGACAAGGUGCUCUUUGCCGGCUACAAGAUCCCGCACCCGCUGGAGAACUACCUCCUGCUGCGGAUCCAGACGGUGCCCGAGUCGACCCCGUCGGCGGCUCUUCAGCAGGCGCUCUCGGACCUGGUCCAGAGUGUGGCCGUUCUGGAGGAGACGUUCAAGGAGCAGAUGAGCGGGAUCAAGUCGCGCGAGGGCACGUAUCUGUGAUGGCGGAAGGCUGGUGCCGGCUCGUGCGGUCCGGAGCCUCACCGGGGGCGGCGAUCUGUUUCGUGCCCCUCCCUCUACACCCGAGAGCCGAGUAAAGAGCGCUGGAUAGAGA
This is a messenger RNA of Thecamonas trahens ATCC 50062, 494 nucleotides long. RefSeq names its product RNA polymerase II core subunit. Gene Ontology annotation, biological process: transcription by RNA polymerase II. Gene Ontology annotation, cellular component: RNA polymerase II, core complex. Gene Ontology annotation, molecular function: DNA binding; protein dimerization activity. The record is from RefSeq and is a predicted model, not a curated record. The transcript is spliced from 2 exons. NCBI's taxonomy places the organism in Eukaryota, Apusomonadida, Apusomonadidae. The coding region runs from base 20 to 382 and encodes 120 amino acids.